GAGUUACUACAUCAUGUGCAUGAUGGCCAUCACAUUUCUGAACCUGAUUGGGAUUCCCAUGGAGAUAGCGUUUCUGGACGGAAACAGCGGGCUGGCAUGGGAGGGAUUUAACGUGUUUUCAGACACGCUGUUCCUAAUAGACGUGGCUCUGAAUUUCCGAAUGGGCAUCAUAGAAGAGGACGGCGAGGAAGCUAUUCUGGAUAUCAAGCGGAUCCGAGUCAGUUACCUGAGGACAUGGUUCAUACCGGACGUCAUAGCUGCUUUCCCAAUUGGCUACAUACUGUUGUUUGCGGACUUACAAUACCACAACGAUGACAACCCCUCCAAGACCAACAAGAUGAUGAGGAUACUGAUGUUUGUGCGGAUCCUCAGCCUGAUCAGACUGGCUCGAGUGUCCAGAUUGGUCAGGUUCUUCAACGAAGUGGAGAAA
Messenger RNA from Micropterus dolomieu (smallmouth bass), 430 nucleotides. Its product is annotated as potassium/sodium hyperpolarization-activated cyclic nucleotide-gated channel 3-like. The record is from RefSeq and is a predicted model, not a curated record. Gene Ontology annotation, cellular component: membrane. Lineage: Eukaryota; Metazoa; Chordata; Actinopteri; Centrarchiformes; Centrarchidae. Gene Ontology annotation, biological process: monoatomic ion transport; transmembrane transport. The transcript has 3 exons. Gene Ontology annotation, molecular function: monoatomic ion channel activity. The annotation marks the transcript as partial.